Pimephales promelas (fathead minnow) is the source of this 961-nucleotide messenger RNA. RefSeq names its product endoribonuclease YbeY. The record is from RefSeq and is a predicted model, not a curated record. Gene Ontology annotation, molecular function: metalloendopeptidase activity. Gene Ontology annotation, biological process: rRNA processing. Lineage: Eukaryota; Metazoa; Chordata; Actinopteri; Cypriniformes; Leuciscidae.
AUGACCGGUCUUUUUAAUAAAUAUACGUUUUUACUUUAUAUUUCCAGUCCGUAAGCAGUAGAGUAAAUACAUAUGUACGUCUGACACACUCAUAUAUUAAUCGUGUUGACAGUAGUUUGGGAUGGGGCUCGUCCUGCGGAACCUGCAGACGGUGGUUCCUCUGAGGCGCGCGCGCAUGCGCAAAGACGUGGAGAUCCUGAGGCACAUCUUCGGCGUGCAGCGGUUCGACAUGGGCAUCAUCUGCGUGGACAACCGCAGGAUCCAGCGCAUCAACCGGGUCUACCGGCGCCGGGACCGGCCCACCGACGUGCUGGCCUUCCCCUUCUAUGAGGAUCUGAGGCCGGGGAAGCUGCCGUGUGUCCUGCAGAGAGACGAGUAUAACCUCGGGGACAUCUUCCUCGGGGUGGAGUGUGUGAUGCAGCAGUGCAGAGAGACGUCGCAGGACCUGCACCAGACUCUCACUGUGGUCACAGCUCAUGGGAUCUGCCACUUACUGGGAUACAGACAUGAAACUGAAGAGGACUGGAAUGAGAUGCAGCAGAAGGAGAGCUACGUCCUCAGCGAGUUCAACAGGCUCACGGGCAGCCGGCUCGAGCCGCUCACCAAGAGAUACGCACACCACACGUGACACACACACACCAGCACUCGUUUCUCUAAAUCAGUUUUAUUUUAAAAUGUGUUCAAGGAAUCCAAAGACUGAAUUACUAAGCAAUCGAGUAGAGCUUAUAGCACUGUUGUUUCAGAAACACAAUCUCCUCAAGACGACCCCAACAGAAGACAUGAAUAAAGUGGUGACCGGACACAUGGAAACAAGACUUACAGACAUCCUAAAAUAAAUAACAUCAGCUGACACAGUCACAUGGCAUGCUCUCUAUAUCCAGUAAAGGUGUAUGAACGUUUCACUUCUUCCUGAAGACACACACUUUUCUACACGACGGCUGUGCAACUCCACAUAAAGCUC